CUGCCAAAAAGUUAUUAGAAAUUCUUGAUAUUGAUCACACUUAUAAUGACGCUGCUAUUGACGUAGAGUUGGCCGAUUUUAUUCUAGACAACAAACUCAUUGCUUAUGGGGUUCAUCCACAGAUUAUAACUCAAUGGAAAGCUAAGGAUGACAUGUCAGAUACUGUACCUGGACCUGAUGCUGUAGACAAAAUUUAUUAUUUGACAAACUCCACCUUAGAAUUUCUCGGCUUUAGACGAGGAUGGUCAUAG
Racocetra persica is the source of this 251-nucleotide messenger RNA. The record is from the annotation of a GenBank genome assembly. NCBI's taxonomy places the organism in Eukaryota, Fungi, Glomeromycota, Glomeromycetes, Diversisporales, Gigasporaceae.